This is a messenger RNA of Ziziphus jujuba (common jujube), 1679 nucleotides long. Its product is annotated as polygalacturonase. Gene Ontology annotation, biological process: carbohydrate metabolic process. The record is from RefSeq and is a predicted model, not a curated record. Lineage: Eukaryota; Viridiplantae; Streptophyta; Magnoliopsida; Rosales; Rhamnaceae. The transcript is spliced from 3 exons. Gene Ontology annotation, molecular function: polygalacturonase activity. The coding region runs from base 169 to 1374 and encodes 401 amino acids.
ACUCCCUCCCAGCACCACCACAAUCAACUCCUUCAACCUCUCAAGUUUCUCUCUUUCAUUUUAUCGUUAAUUCUUUAUAGAUCUUUCUCUCUCUCUCUCUCUCUCUCUCUCUCUCUUAUCUGAUCUUUCUCUUGCUCUUGAGCCUUUAGCAUAGGCAAGUGCCAAAAAAUGCAGGCAUUUAAUUAUAAUAUAAUUCCCAGCAGAAUGCUUGUAGUACUAGUUGUGGUGAUUCUAGUGUUUGGAUUAAUCUCCCCCAACGCAGUGUUGGCCAGUAGUGCAGUGACAUACAAUGUGGUGAGUUUAGGAGCCAAAGGCGACGGGAAGAGUGAUUCCACAGAAGCCUUCGUUUCUGCAUGGGCCAAAGCUUGUGGCUCUGCAAAUCCCGCCACCAUUUACGUGCCGAUUGGGAGCUUCUACCUUAGCAAGGUGGUGUUUAGUGGGGAAGAUUGCAAGAAUCAAGCCAUUACCAUCCGCAUUGCCGGAACCCUGGUGGCCCCCUCUGAUGGAAAUGCCGCUAACUGGCUCCUUUUUCAGCAUGUAAAUGGGGUUACAAUUUCCGGUGGAGUUCUCGACGGCCAAGGCACUGCCCUGUGGGCUUGCAAGUCCUCAGGCAAGGGUUGCCCCAGAGGAGCUACGACACUGGAGUUUUCCAAUUCAAACAACAUCAACAUCAACGGAUUAACGUCACUAAACAGCCAAAUGUUCCACAUCGUCGUCAACGGCUGCGAGAACGUGAAGAUGCAAGGUGUGAAGGUGUCGGCCUCCGGCAACAGCCCCAACACCGACGGCAUCCACGUCCAGUUAUCGUCCGGGGUGACCAUCCUCAACUCCAAGAUUGGAACGGGUGACGACUGUGUGUCAAUUGGUCCAGGCACCACUAAUUUGUGGAUCGAAAACGUUGGAUGUGGUCCAGGCCACGGAAUCAGCAUUGGGAGCCUUGGAAAGGACUCGCAGGAGGCUGGUGUGCAAAAUGUGACAGUGAAAACAGCAACGUUUAGCGGCACACAAAAUGGUGUGAGGAUAAAGUCGUGGGGGAGGCCAAGCACAGGGUUCGCUCGGAACGUCCUUUUCCAACACAUAGUAAUGGAGAAUGUGCAGAACCCCAUCGUAAUCGACCAAAACUACUGCCCCGACAACGAAGGCUGUCCCGGCCAGGCCUCGGGGAUCAAAGUCAGCGACGUCACCUACCAAGACAUCCACGGCACCUCCGCAACUGAAGUGGCCGUCAAAUUUAAUUGCAGUCCCAAAUACCCCUGCACCGGGAUUCAACUGGACGACGUCAAGCUCACUUUCAACAAUCGCCCUGCACAGGCUUCCUGUUUUCACGCCGCCGGAACCGCUUCUGGUUUAGUUCAGCCCACUAGUUGUUUCUAAGGCUAUACCCCUCCCACAUACUUAUAAUAUUAAUACUACAAUAACUAUAUAGUUACACGUACGUUGUAUUGCGUACUUUAUGAUAGUUGCUAUAGCUAGCUAGGCUAGCUAGGGUAGCAAUUUAAUCAACUAUAUACUCGCUAGCUAGCUGCUAGUGAUGGAAUUUUUAUUAAUUAGAGUUUGGUAUACUGCUUGAGCCUGUGGCGUUGCUUGGAGCCUGGCCUUGCAUUCUUGGGUGUUUGUAUCCAUCUGGGAAAUGGGAAAUUAAUGUUUUUACAUAUAAUAUACAAUAUUAUUGGGUUUGA